AUCCAUUCUGUUCAGGAGGCCGAAUAAUACACCAACCGGAAAACGAGUGCGCGCUGGAUUGCGCAUGAGGUUGUCAAUAACAACAAAACAUCGUCUAAAUUAGAUUUCGCAGUCGAAAAAGCAUUACAACAUAUUUUGAUCGUGAACGCAAUUGUUGAUAUCUGCAACAGUCAUGCCUGGGAAUCCUGAUGAGCCCUACUACUGCUCUCAGCAGAUUAACAUCCCUCCUGCAUUGCCUGACAUCCUCAAACAGUUCACCAAAGCUGCCAUCAGGACACAGCCUACAGAUGUGCUCAGCUGGUCUGCUGCGUACUUCAAGGCAAUGUCCAAAGGUGAGAUGCCCCCUGUGAAGGAGAGGCUGGAGAUGCCUGUGGCCACACAGAAGACAGACACAGGACUCACGCCUGGACUUCUAAGGGUGCUCAACAAACAGCUGGGUCCCAAAAAGACAGUGCCCCUGAGACAAAUUGAGGAGAAGUGGACAGACAUUGCACUACCCAAGGAGCAGUUUGAUGAUCUUGUGCGAAUCGGUAGCUUUGGAGGGGAUGUGGAGUGGAACAAGUUCUUUGCUCUGGCUUGCUCAGCAGUUGCUGAUAACAUAACCCAAGCCAUGAAGACAGUGUGUGAGAUAUUGACUGCAGAGCCAGAAGGGGGGUCAGCCAAGAUCCCCUACCCUCUCUUCAAGGACAUCUACACCUACCUGGCCCAGAUAGACGGGGAAAUAUCACAGACACAAAUCAACGAAGUUUUCAACUUCUUACAAUAUGAUGUAGAAAAGCAGUCCAAUUAUGUGAUGCCAAGAAACUUCCUUAGUCCUGAAUGCCCCAAAAUGGGAUCAGUGUAGAUAGCAUUUACAAUCUCACUACGGACAUUGUUGUAUUAUGCGUACUUGUUACAGUCUGUUUUAAUCUCUCCAGUUGUUAAAAAAAGGAAUGUGUAAUGUUUGCUUAUGAUAUUGCCUUUUGUUCUGUCCACAUGUUUUAAUUGUAAAUAAAGUAAUUAGCACAUUU
Dreissena polymorpha is the source of this 1010-nucleotide messenger RNA. Its product is annotated as ropporin-1-like protein. The transcript has 6 exons. The record is from RefSeq and is a predicted model, not a curated record. Bases 173 to 844 code for a protein of 223 amino acids. Lineage: Eukaryota; Metazoa; Mollusca; Bivalvia; Myida; Dreissenidae.